GGGAGAUCGGAGUUUAGUCUUCGGGCUGGCUAUAAUUAGCCAAGUGGGACCGCUGCUGGGAGCUGUACACAGCGGCGCUAAGCAGAGGGGGUAUUCAAGUGAAGGCAAGCACAGGUCUGCUGUCUCCCGCCGGGGACUAAAAGAGAGCAAGUGGAAAGGAGGGCUUGACCCUGGCCUAGAUGGCUACAGGAAACCUUCCCUUUCCAACGUCGUCCCUGGAGAAGGGGAAGAAACAGGAUGACAGCGACGACUCUGCGGAGCCUGAGGUGCUGUGCAGCUUGGAGCACCCCGGGCAGUUCUUCGCUGAAGCCCAGAGGCUGCGGGAGCAGAAGCUGCUGCUGGACGAGGAGGUGUCAGUAGGGGGCCAGGUAUACGGGGUGCAUCGGGUGAUCCUCGCUGCAAUCAGCAGCCUCUUCCAGGGCAGGCUGAGCGGCGGCGGAGGUCAGCAGCCUCGCCUCUGCCUCGACGUGACCCGGAGGGGCUGGGAGGCUGCAAUGACCUUUGCGUACGAGGGGGUGCUGGGGGGCCCCGCCUCGCAGGGCGAAGUGCUGGCUGCUGCGGAGGCGCUGGGAGCGCCCCGGGUGAAGAACGCGGUCCGGCUGCGGCCGGAGGGGCUCGGCAAGGCCGGGGGAGACGAAGAGAAGCUCAGCCGGGCAGAGGAGCUGCGGGAGAACCUGCGCAGCAUUGAGCGCCUGUAUCGAGAGGGCAUCGGGUGCGACCUGGAGCUGGAAGCCGAGGGCUACCGCCUGCGCGUGCACCGAGUAGCCCUGGCCUGUGGCAGCGAGUUCUUUGGGGCCAUGCUUCUGAGUGGGAUGAGGGAGUCCCAGGGCACAAAGGUGUGUCUGCAUACCAUCUCUUCCCAAGACCUGAGAUUCCUCGUUUCCUUUGCCUACUCUGGAGUUGUACGAGAAAGAUGGCCAGGACUGCUAAGAGUCGCCCAGGCUGCGCUGCAGUACCAGAGCUCCUCCUGCCUGGAUUUGUGUCAGAGAGCCUUGGCUCAAAGCCUCUGCCCUGCCCUUUGCCUGGCUCUGUUUCCUAUGGUUGAAGCCCCUGGACUGGAGAAAGUCUGGGGGAAGGCCCAUCGUUACCUCCUCAGUCAUCUGCCCGCUGUGGCCUUGUGCCCUGCUUUCCCGUCGCUGCCGGCUACCUGCCUGGCUGAGCUCUUGGAUAGUGAUGAGCUCCACGUACAAGAAGAGUUCGAGGCUUUCACGGCUGUGCGGCGUUGGCUGGCUGCCAACCCCGAAACCCAGGAGUCGGAGGCCAAGGCCCUGCUGCGAUGUGUCCGCUUUGGCCGCAUGUCUACCAGAGAGCUGAGGAAGGUGCGGGCAGCUGGGCUCCCUCCACCUCUGUCCUCGGACCUGCUGUACCAGCUGAUGGUGGAAGCCGAAAUUCCAGGACAAGAGAGGUGGAGGCAGCCUGACCAAGCGCUGGUGGUGAUCGGUGGGGAUGGGCUCAGACCGAACAUGGACCGAAGACAGCCAUCUCGCAAAGUGUGGUGGGCCCGGGCUUUCCACUGUGGCAUGGGUCUGGUAAGAUCUGUGGAAUGGUGCCGGCUGCCUGCCCUGCCUGCCCCGGGGCGCUUUCGGCAUGGAGCUGCCAGCCUAACAGGAAGUGAACUCUAUGUGUGUGGGGGACAGGAUUUCUACAGCCAUGCCAACACUCUGGCUUCAACUCUCAGGUGGAGCUCCAGUCAAGAAGACUGGGAGGAAAUGGCACCUUUGGGCCAGGCUCGGAGCUUCUUCCCUCUGGUGGCGUUCGACGGAGAACUUUAUGCCCUGGGUGGACGGGACGAUGGUGUUGCCCUUAAUUCCGUCGAGGUCUAUAACCCUGAACUCAAUGUCUGGAGGCCGGCACCUGCUCUCCCAGGACCACGCUUUGCCCAUGCAGCUGCUGUCCUCGAGGGCCGAUUGUAUGUAAGCGGUGGCUGUAGCGGGACCGGCCAGUGCUUGGACUCACUGAUGCUCUAUGAUCCCAAACUUGAGCAGCCUGGGACACUUUUGAGCCCAAUGGGAGCAGCUCGGGCUGGUCAUGUGAUGGCUGCUCUGGGUGGGAGGUUGUAUGUGGCAGGUGGGGUAGGCGACACCGGGGACCUACUGAGCUUUGAAGUCUAUGAGCCAAAGACCGAUAGCUGGACCCACCUGGCCCCCCUGCCCUCCCCCCACGUGGGGGCUGCAGGUGCUGUGCUGCAGGGGGAGUUACUGGUGCUGGGGGGCUAUAGCCACCGUACUUACGCCAUUUCCCACCUCGUCCACGCCUACUGCCCCGGUCUGGACCGCUGGCUCUGCCUGGGAACUCUGCCGAAGCCUCGGGCUGAGAUGCCUGCCUGCAUCCUGACGUUGCCCAGCGUGCGGCACAUAGCUUUGGUUCCUACCCAGCACCAAAACAAACCUGCUGGGUGACUGAGAGUCAGCAGCGCAUGGGGGAGGAAGGGAUGAGAAAACCGUGACAAAAGGACAGGAAUUACGAGAGGAUAAAAGAGUUGUGCUUGCUUGCUUACUUUUAAAAAGCAUCAAAAAAAUAUAUCAUUAGGGAGGUUCUUGUUAUUGUAGCUCUGGCUGGCCUUGAGCUUGAUGUAUAGCCUAAGCUGGCCUCGAAGUCCUGCCUCCUGCAUGCACUAGCCCUCCUUAAUUGAGAGGUCUGAUAAUGAUGAUGGUGGUGAUGGUGAUGAUGAUGAUGGUGAUGAUGGUGAUGAUGAUGAUGAUUGACAGGGUCUUGUGUAUCCCAGGCUGACUUACAACUCCCUAUGUCAUCAAGAAUGACUUUGAGCUCUUAAUCCUCCUGCCUCCAUCUUGAAAGAAUUGGGUUCACAGGCAUAUAUUACCAUACCUGAUUUGUGUUAGAGAUCAAACUCAGGACUUCUUGCAUGCUGAGUAGGUACCAAACCAGCUUAACUACAUCCCUAACCCUAAAAGAAGGCUUUGUUCCUUUUUGUUUGCUUGUUUUGUAUUUAAAUUGUUUAGUAUUUAUUUAUUUUAUAUGUAUGGGUAUUUUGCUUGCGUGUAUAACGUGAACCAAGUGUUUACCUGGUGACUGCAGAGGCCAGAAGAGGGCAGCAGAUUCUGUGGAACUGGAGUUACAGUUGGCUGUGAGCAACCGUUUGAGUCCUUGAAACCGACCCCUGGGUCCUCUAGAACAGCAGCAAGUGCUCUUAACCGCUGAGCCAUCUCUCUAGCCCGCAUGUUGUGCUUUGAGGCAGACUCGUUAUGUAGUGCAGACGGGAAUGCUUGAUUCUUAUCAGUAUUUUACUCCACCCUGGACCUUGCAGCUCAUACAAUGUCUUAUCUUGACAGUUCUGGAACUCAUGGGAAAUGGGUCUUGGGAGAAGGGCUGGCAAAUGAAUACCCCGGGAAGACAGGCAGGCAGGAAGAACUCCACAAGGAUUGAUGGUUAGUUGGGAGCUAAAGCCGGAGCUCAUUGACGGAGGGCCUCCUUAGCAUAGGUAAGGUUCUGGUUCAAUAAUCCCUGGCAUCAAAAAUAAAUCAAAGCUACAGAAACCAAACUUCAGCGGUCAAAACAUAGGGACCAGGAAAGGACCCUGGGGCAACUGGAAAACUGAUGGAGGAAUGUGUGGAAUGAGUUAAACAGUCCUCCCUUUGCUGACACGUUCCUGUUUUACUCUCCCGUCUCAGGAGACCUACAUCCUCCUAACAACAUUCUUUCUAGGGUAGGUUUGUAGGUCCAUCUGGCUCCAGAGGCUGCCUGUAGAGUCUUUUGGUUCCCACGUGAGACGGACAUCCCCGUUAGGUCUAGACAUGGCGGUGCACACUGGGAACCCUGGCUUUUGAGGGUUGGGAGCAGGAGGACUUGAGGUCAUUUUAAGAGAGCAAAAAAAAAAAAAAAAACAAACAAACCAACAAAACAAACAAGAACACCAAGAAGGAGACGCUCCCAUCAGGAUUUGGACUGCGCACCUGGGGACCUGAGGCCGGGGUGAGAUGGGAGUAUUCAUGGGGGGAGGGAGGAGAAAGACAGAGGCCAAGGAGACAGACUAGUGUCCAUGGUGGAAACUGGGACGUAUGAGGCUGAGAAGAUGGAAGAAUCCGUGUCUUUCCUCCCCUUUGAUGAGCUCAAGAAUCAGGACUAGAAAAGGGACAAUUGUGUGAGGUCCUCUGGCCGAGGAAAUCGAAGGCCAAAAGACUGGGAGAGCAGUUUCUUCUCGUCAGUCCCUCUCCUUCAUGUUCUUUUGAGCCUAUUUCCCCUCUUUGUGUGUGUGUGUGUGUGUGUGUGUGUGUGUGUGUGUGUGUGUAGGUUUUUGUUUGUUUUAGACAAGGUUGCAUGUAGCCUAGGCUAGCCUUGAACUCAUUGUGUAGCUGAGAUGACCCUGAACUUCCAAUCCUCUUGCUUCUAACACCAGAGUGUUGGGAUUACAGGAGUGGGCCACCAUGUGAAACUAUAUGUCUCUGUUUGAGACAGACAAGGACUACAGUUGAAAAUGAAAAGGGUUAAGUAGAAUGUAUAAAAAAAGAAAGAAGAUUGGAGAAGAAAAGGAAGAAGGAAAUUGCUAGUGAUUUGUUCAUAACGAUGGCUGUAAAUAAAUGUUUCAUACUGACAAAA
This is a messenger RNA of Mesocricetus auratus (golden hamster), 4554 nucleotides long. RefSeq names its product kelch like family member 33 (gene Klhl33). Lineage: Eukaryota; Metazoa; Chordata; Mammalia; Rodentia; Cricetidae. The record is from RefSeq and is a predicted model, not a curated record. Bases 180 to 2399 code for a protein of 739 amino acids. The transcript is spliced from 5 exons. Gene Ontology annotation, molecular function: protein binding.